Messenger RNA from Pelagomonas calceolata, 903 nucleotides. NCBI's taxonomy places the organism in Eukaryota, Pelagophyceae, Pelagomonadales, Pelagomonadaceae. The record is from the annotation of a GenBank genome assembly.
ACAGUCGCCCGCCGACGAUUUGGCAACCCUCGGGGGACUGAAGACGUGUGCCGAGCCGUUCGCUUGGUAGCUAUACGGACGCGGCGGGUCAGCCUGGAGGAGCCCUGCAGGCUGCACAGCUUGGCGCAGGUGAAGCCAGUGCUCAGCGCUUGGCGUCGCACGAAUCAAAUGGCGGCGCUCGCGCAAUCAGACGACGCCGCGCUGCUGGCGUGGGCCACCGAAGCGCUGGCCAAGGCGACGGGCGUGCGAGGAGAGGCAGACAUUGCACGCCACCUGCUGGCCCAGACGACCAUGGAGGCCGUGGACGAGGCGGCGCAUGGUUUGCUGGGCGCGACGCCAGCGGUGGCAGCGUUUGCGCGCGAGCUGUCAAAGAAGAAGGGCCUCGUGGCGGCCUCGCAGCGCGAGCGGCGGCGGCGGCGCGAGGCCAAAGGCAGUUUGAAGGUCGAGCGUGCGCCGCUCAAUUGCCUCCGCUGCGGUUUUGUGAACGCCGUCACGGUCGAAGCCCGCGAAACGCCUGUGGCGCCCGACGCGGCGUACGACGACAUCUGGGCGCGCCUGAACGCGCGCCGCGACGAGUGGCCGGCGUGCGGAUUCUGCGGCGCCGCGCUCUCGGAACAAUCCGACCCGUCGCCGUCGCCGGACGCCGUGGCCCUGGCUAAGCGCCUCGCGAAGUAUGAUCGAGAGUCAGCGCGCCGGACCUCGGUGGUUGACGACCAGCAGGACUGGUACGAGGUCGCCGCGUCGCCGUUCUCCACGAGCGAAGAGGCGGCGGAAGCGUGGCGCAAGGAGGAGGAGCGGCGCGAGGCCGCAGCGAAGCGAGAGUUCCGCAUCGACAUCGACGUCGCCGCGGGCGAGGUGAAGGUGGAAGAAGCGGCUUGAGAGCCACGUAUUGUAGUAAAUGUG